CAGCCCUCCGACGUACGGCAUGGUUUAUAUUAGAUGGACGGGGAUACAUGCACCAGCAGUCGACGCAGCCGCAAACGCUGGGAUAUUCCCUCUCCCAUUGGCCUCCUAGCCUGGAUAUACGAGAAACUCGUGACUUGGACAGAUGAUUACCAGUGGGGGGAUGACGAAGUGCUCACAUGGGUCUCAAUCUACUGGUUCUCCCAUGCUGGACCAACUGCGGCUAUCUGUAUUUAUCAUGAGGUCGGUACAGCCGGAGGAUUCCUCGCCCCGCCACGUCUUGCGAUCCCUAUGGGUGUUUCUUAUUUUCCAAAGGAGAUUUGUCCCGUGCCCCGAACAUGGCUACGCAUCAUCGGGAACACGUCUUUGUGGCCUCGCAUUCUGAAGGCGGCCAUUUCCCCGCAUAUGAGAGGCCGAAUGAACUAGUGGGUGACCUGCGCAAGAUGUACGCGCGUGGUGGGCCGGCAUACGGCGUUGUUCAGGGCAAAGACCGUUAUUGAACGCCCUCAACUUUUCCAAAGCGCAAGGGCGCAUCGGAGUCCGGAUGAAGUAGGUUACUCAUUCUCGACAUAAGAGCCGAUUGUACGAGUAGGCGAUAAUGUUCACUCCACU
Molecule: messenger RNA, 609 nt
Organism: Heterobasidion irregulare TC 32-1
Lineage: Eukaryota; Fungi; Basidiomycota; Agaricomycetes; Russulales; Bondarzewiaceae
Exons: 3
Coding region: 34-423 (129 amino acids)
Biological process (GO): epoxide metabolic process
Molecular function (GO): epoxide hydrolase activity
Source: RefSeq, a predicted model, not a curated record